Molecule: messenger RNA, 1062 nt
Organism: Naegleria lovaniensis
Lineage: Eukaryota; Heterolobosea; Eutetramitea; Acrasida; Naegleriidae
Exons: 1
Coding region: 1-1062 (353 amino acids)
Cellular component (GO): membrane
Source: RefSeq, a predicted model, not a curated record
AUGAAAAAACGAAAUUUAUCAACUGUAAGGAAAUCUUUCAUUCCCGAUCAAGAUCAUUCCGAUCACGACCAGAACACUCUCAACAACAAGGAUUCAAAAUCUUCAAGACUAACACACAUUCAUUCAUGUACAGAACGAGAUUCAAAUCAUCCUUCUCAUCAUCAUCAUUCCAAGAUUAAAAAAUUUAAAUUAGCCGAUGAUAUUCUCUAUCAAAAUAAGCCUCAAGUGAUUUGUCCAAUGUGUAGAAUUUUUAUGAAUUCAUUUCCAGAUUCAUUAAAUUCAGAAGAUUAUGAACCAUCCAUGUUAGAAGAAAUUGCGAAUAUUCUCACUCAUGGAUUACCAUUUCCUGGUUUUGUUUAUUUAUUUUACAAAUUAUUUGUGCAAGUUGUAAAUACGAGAGAUGAAUGGAUAGCAGCUUGUUUAUAUUGUAUUUCUUUACUUGCAUUGUUUAUGGUUUCAACAUUAUAUCAUGUCAUGUGUUUAAUUUAUGGAAAAUUCUCAACACAGACGUAUUGGUUCCGAAUUGUAGAUUACGCAACCAUUUAUUUAUUUAUUGCUGCAUGUUAUACACCUUUUUUGAUGGUCAUUCAACUUGGAGUGUGGAAUUUUUGGGGAAGGUUGUUAACCAUCGCUGUUUGGAUGUUAGCGUGUUGUGGAUUAAUUAAGGCAUUUUCAGAAGGACGAUAUUUACAACAGAUUAGUAAUGCAACAUUGUUUAAUAUUAUGGGAUGGAUUGCAUUGCUUGGAAUUCCUCAAUCCAUGUUCAUUCAUGUGCCAUUAGAAGCGUAUAUUGGUCUCUUUUUUGGAGCAGCUUGUUUUUCAUUUGGAUUUGUGUUUUUAAAUGGAGACGGUGUGAUACCCUUUUCACAUGCUUGGUGGCAUUUAAUUUCUGUAUUUGGAAUAUUAUCACACUUUUUAUGUAUUUAUUGCUACAUGUUUCAAUUGGACGACAUGUUCCAUCCAGAGCAGUGUUCUUUCAAUUCUAAAGUCGUUUGGAUGCAAAUCAUGGAUACUGUGAAGGGAGAACGAAAAUUAUUUGGUCAUGUAACUCCAUUCCUAUAG